Molecule: messenger RNA, 799 nt
Organism: Capsicum annuum
Lineage: Eukaryota; Viridiplantae; Streptophyta; Magnoliopsida; Solanales; Solanaceae
Product: early nodulin-93
Exons: 3
Coding region: 316-600 (94 amino acids)
Source: RefSeq, a predicted model, not a curated record
AUAACCAUAGAUUCAGAAAAUUCAGUCAUAGUUCAUGUACAGACAAACAAACAAAGUCCAAUGAACUGAACCACACCAAGAACCUGGUAAUCUGCAAAUACAUUAAACUUAUAAUACUAUUAGCAACUGAGGCAAAAACAAGUGACUUUGGUACAUUGGAAAUUAGCCAAAACCAUCAAACACUUUCGUCCAAACUUAAAAUUGAAAUGCCUAUAAAUAUUCAUUCUUACUUCACUCACAAACUCAUCAAUGUUUCUUCCAAAAGUAUAAAGCAUUACUAUUAUUCCUAUUUUUUUUUUUUUAUACAAAAGUAAAAUGGCCAAGAGUGUGAGUUUGGCUUCAAUGGAUCAAAAGUUAGCUAUGGCUAAGCGUUACUCUCAUGAAGGAGUAAUUGCUGGAGCAAAAGCAGCUGUCAUUGCAUUUAUUGCUACUGCCAUUCCAGCUUAUGCUUAUGGAAAGAUGUCACCAUGGGCAAGAACUUAUCUGAAUCCAACUGCAAAAGCCCUUAUUGUCUCUACAGCUGCUGGCAUGGCAUAUUUUGUUGUAGCUGACAAGACUCUUCUCAAAAUUGCUAGGCAAAACUCCUUCAAACAGACCUAAUUAAGGCCUCACAAUUGAAUUACUAAACUCUUUCUAACUAUUUUAGCACUAAGAGAGUAUCUAAUAUCAACAUUACUGUAAUCCAUGUUUUAAGUAUUACUAGGGAGAAUAGAGCACAAGAAAAAUGUCAUUCAGUCUAUGUAUUACCAACAUCAUCAACAUCUAUUGUUGUCAAUAUAAUGAAGUUGGCUUUUCUCAA